Molecule: messenger RNA, 3417 nt
Organism: Salmo salar (Atlantic salmon)
Lineage: Eukaryota; Metazoa; Chordata; Actinopteri; Salmoniformes; Salmonidae
Source: RefSeq, a predicted model, not a curated record
CUGGGAGCGGGGAGCGGGCGGGCCGGGAGCAGGGAGUGGGACCAGUGAUGUGAUUGCAGCGCAGGGCAACAGGCAGCGACGCAGGGCAACAGGCAGCAGCGCAGGGCAACAGGCAGCAGCGCAGGGCAACAGGCAGCAGCGCAGGACGACAGGCAGCGGGAUUCACACGUUGGUGGAGAGAAAACUCAGUGAUCAGAGGAGAUAGUGUUUCUCUGGUAGAAACUAAAGAUGGCGGGAAAGAUAACUAAAGAUGAGAUGGAGGAGCUCAGAGAGGCCUUCCAGAAAGUUGAUACUAACAGUAAUGGUUUUAUCUGUGACUUGGAGCUGACUGAGCUGUUUAAAGAAGCUAACCUACCGUUGCCGGGAUACAAGGUCAGAGAGAUCAUUAAAAAACUGGACCGCAACAAAGACAACCAGAUCAGCUUCGACGAGUUCCUCUCGAUUGCCAAGGAGCUGAAGGGUGAUGACAUAGCUAAGAGCUUCAGAAAGGCCAUCAACAGGAAGGAGGGGAUUCUGGCUAUAGGAGGAACCAGUGAGCUGUCUAGUGAAGGAACACAACACUCAUUCUCAGAGGAGGAGCGGUACGCGUUUGUUAACUGGAUCAAUGCAGCCCUGGAGAAGGACCCUGACUGUAAACACGUCCUGCCUAUGAACCCCAAUACCCCAAACAGCUUGUUCACUGCUGUAGGAGAUGGCAUCAUCCUCUGUAAAAUGAUCAACCUGUCAGUGCCAGACACCAUUGAUGAGAGAACCAUCAACAAGAAGAAGCUCACUCCCUUCACCAUACAGGAGAAUCUCAACCUGGCUCUGAAUUCUGCCUCUGCUAUUGGUUGCCAUGUAGUGAACAUUGGAGCUCUGGAUCUGAGAGAAGGGAAACCCCAUCUGGUACUGGGCCUGCUGUGGCAGAUCAUCAAGAUAGGGCUGUUUGCUGAUAUAGAACUCAGUAGGAACGAAGCCCUAGCUGCGUUGCUGCGUGAGGGAGAGACUCUGGAGGAUUUGAUGAAGCUGUCUCCUGAAGAGCUUCUCCUCCGCUGGGCUAACUUUCACCUAGAGAAUGCUGGCUUCAGCAAGAUCAACAACCUCUCCUCUGACAUCAAGGACUCCAGGGCUUACUAUCACCUGCUGAACAUGAUCGCUCCUGACGGCAGCAAAGAGGGCGAGCAGCGAAUUGAGAUCAACAUGUCUGGAUACAAUGAGAAAGAUGACCUGCGUAGGGCAGAGAGUAUGCUGGUUCAGGCUGACAGGUUGGGCUGUAGGCAGUUUGUGACCUCUUCUGAUGUAGUCUGUGGGAACCCCAAACUCAACCUGGCCUUCGUAGCCAACCUGUUUAAUAAAUACCCAUCUCUCACCAAGCCUGAGGGGCAGGACCUGGACUGGGCCAAACUGGAGGGUGAGACGAGAGAGGAGAGAACCUUCAGGAACUGGAUGAAUUCUCUGGGAGUCAACCCUCAUGUUAACCAUAUAUACGGUGAUCUGUUAGAUGCUCUGGUAAUCCUCCAGCUGUAUGAGAGGAUUAAGGUUCCAGUGGACUGGGACCACAAGGUGAACCGCCCUCCUUACCCCAAGCUAGGGGCCAACAUGAAGAAGCUGGAGAACUGUAACUACGCAGUGGACCUCGGGAAGGCUAAGGCAGGGUUCUCUCUGGUCGGCAUCGGAGGACAGGACCUUAACGACGGAAACCCCACCCUCACGCUGGCUCUGGUCUGGCAACUGAUGAGGAGAUACACUCUGAAUGUUCUGGAGGACCUUGGACAUGGAGAGGCUGCUAACGAUGACCUCAUCAUCAGCUGGGUCAACAGAACCCUGACUGGAGCCGGGAAGAGCUCCAAGAUCUCCAGCUUCAAGGAUCGCGGUAUCAGCAGUAGUCUUCCUGUCCUGGACCUGAUUGACUCCAUCCAGCCACGCAGCGUGAACUAUGACCUUGUCAAGACUGGAAUGCUCUCCGACGUCGACAGAUUGGACAAUGCCAAGUACGCUGUGUCCAUGGCGAGGAAGAUCGGAGCUCGUGUGUACGCCCUACCAGAGGACCUGGUGGAGGUGAAACCGAAGAUGGUUAUGACCGUGUUCGCCUGCCUCAUGGGACGGGGUAUGAAGAGAGAAUAGCCCUUCAGCCACACCAUCAGCCUGUGCCUCAGCCUCUAGCCUGUUUACUAAAAGGCUUCUGGUUUAAACAAUGAAAACAGCCAUAUUAUAUUAGAUACAUAUUGAAUGAAUGACAGUGGCCAUAUUGAUCCACAGCUGAUUUGAUUACUCUGUAUAUCUGCCUUUUAACUUAAGACACUGUGUCACACUGUAUGUGAUAGAGAGAGAGACAGAGAGAGAGAGAGAGAGAGAGAAAAGAGAGAGACAGGGAGAGAGAGAGAGAGACAGACAGAGAGAGAGAGAGAGAGAGAGAGAGAGAGAGACAGGGAGAGAGAGAGAGACAGGGAGAGAGAGAGGGAGAGAGAGAGAGACAGGGAGAGAGAGAGAGACAGAGAGAGAGAGAGAGAGAGAGAGAGAGAGAGAGACAGAGAGAGAGAGAGAGACAGGGAGAGAGAGAGAGAGAGAGAGAGAGAGAGAGACAGAGAGAAAUUGAGAGAAAUAGAGAGAUUGAGAGAGAGUGAGAUUGAGAGAGAGAUUGAGAGACAGAGAGAAAGAGAGAGAGAGAAAUUGAGAGAGAGUGAGAUUGAGAGAGAUUGAGAGAGAGAUUGGGAGAGAGAUUGAGAGAGAGACAGAGAGAAAUUGAGAGAAAGAGAGUUUCUUUGAUUCAGAGCUUUUUCAUAUGAUGGCCUUAAUGUUCAAUAGUAAAUGGGUCCCCAUGUCCCUAGUUUAGAUUAUUGACCAAAUUACAGAAAACAUACCUACACAAUAGACAUUCCAUGUUAUUAGUAUGUUUGACUGGUAUAUAUAUUAUUCCAUGUUAUUAGUAUGUUUGACUGGUAUAUAUAUAUUAUUCCAUGUUAUUAGUAUGUUUGACUGGUAUAUAUAUAUUAUUCCAUGUUAUUAGUAUGUUUGACUGGUAUAUAUAUUAUUCCAUGUUAUUAGUAUGUUUUAUAUGUUAUUCCAUGUUAUUAGUAUGUUUGACUGGUAUAUAUAUAUUAUUCCAUGUUAUUAGUAUGUUUUACAUGUUAUUCCAUGUUAUUAGUAUGUUUUACUGGUAUUCCAUAGCCAUGCCUUUAACAGAAAGAUAGCCAAUCAACUAUGCAUAAACAAUCUUUUUUGUUGUUGAAAUAAUGUAGUCGUUGAAAAGCGAAGCUUUAAAUGUCCCCUGACCAGUUAGUGUUGUGUAAUGGAACCUGAUAAGACAAUACUAUUGUUGCUGGUGGUGAGAAAGGAUUUGGGAAGAGAAACUGGAAGAAGCCUGUCUGUGUCACAGAGUCCUGUCUAUACAGACACCAUGCUGUUUCUGAACAGAUUAAAUACAACUCUUCAUCUCUA